Molecule: messenger RNA, 578 nt
Organism: Cotesia congregata
Lineage: Eukaryota; Metazoa; Arthropoda; Insecta; Hymenoptera; Braconidae
Source: the annotation of a GenBank genome assembly
CACUUAAAAAAUUAUCUAAACAUCUAUGGUUUUUGCAUGAACAACUUGCUUGCUUGAUGCUCUUUGAUAAUACGGUAUUACCAGAAGAAAAAUUGAAAAUUGCGAAAAAAAUUAAAAGUAUUGUAGCUGUUAAGAAAUCAAAUGAACAAUACUCAGUGCCUUACAAAACAAUUACUUCACUCAGUGAAGAAAAUCCCAGCGAUUUUGCGACUCCAAAUUCAUUGAAAGUUGUGAAUAAUACUGCUGAGCGAGGAGUAGCUCUUACUCGAAGAUUCAGUGAAGCUUUCACCAGCAAUGAAGAUGAACGACAAAAAGUUUUUCAAACAGACAGCAUCACCGUUCGCAACAUAAACUAUGUAGACUUAAGAGAUGCUUUUACUCUCCUAAGCAACACCGCAGCAGCCACCCAGGCCGGGUUAGUGCACGUUUGGACGCCAGUUAUUUUUUUUGAACAAGGAAAUAACAAACCCUUCAUUUCCAGGCCUGAUCUGCAGGGCGAAAUUGAGUUCUACGGAGGUUCAUACGGCACGUUCAUCAACAACACCAAAAGACAUCUACUGAUCAUACCAGAACACAGA